This is a messenger RNA of Linum trigynum, 5725 nucleotides long. NCBI's taxonomy places the organism in Eukaryota, Viridiplantae, Streptophyta, Magnoliopsida, Malpighiales, Linaceae. The record is from the annotation of a GenBank genome assembly.
UAAAAAACAUUCUAACGGUCCAUCUCUCGGCCGUGAGAUCUGAAAGUGUGAGGCGUGUUUUUUGGUUUCAGCUGUGAACAUCUCACGAGUUAAUCUCACGGGCGUACUACAUCUAUGCUAAUCGGUCAAUCUUUAUCGAUGUACUUCAUAAUGAGUUGGAGAUCAGCAAGCAAGCAGAUCAGUUGACAAAAUAUAUCCCACACAACUAACCAUCGUAAGAUAUUCGAAUUAGCAACCCCCUCCAAAAAAUUUAACAAUAUGAGAAGCAACAAGGACAAACUUUGAGCAAUAGCUUAAUGACUAGAGACCUCACAGAAUUGAGAAUGCUUCAUUUCUCUUGCGUUUCCUCCUCAAGUCACCCUGAUUUCAUGAACUAAUUCUUGACUAACACACUCAAUUGCACCUUUCAUGCAGCGAAGCAAGACCCUUUAAUUAACAGUCCAAAAUGUAAUCAACAAGCAACGGUAACGACACUACAAUACCAACAAGACCAAAUCAACUCUUCCAAAAUUUUCUCUGCAGACUCAGUUUGAAGGCAAACAACAAUCCAACUUGUCUCAAGCCAAACUGAAAAGAAUCAAACUUUGAGUAUGAACUUUCCUAUUCGAUUUGCCUCCAUAAAACACAAAUCAAGUCUCUCCAAUCAAAAAGCUAAUACUGGCAUGCAUAAAGGAAGGAACACAAUCGCUAGCUAGGUCAGAUUGGAGCAACUUUUUUUGAGAUCACGCAUGGUUGGGAACAAUAAUACUGGAAUGCAAGGUUCACUAGGUGAAUCACGCCAAAACCAGCUGUGACCAUCUCACGGGUUAAUCUCACGCCCGUGAGAUUAACAGAUGAGCCGUGAGAAGUCCAGCAUUUCAAUUACACAAACACGGCUCAUCUCACGGCCGUGAUACUGUCGAACCCAACCCGUGAAAACCCCUGGAACUCCCCCCCUUUUUUUAAAAAAUCUAACGGUACGUCUCCCGGCCGUGAGAUUUUCAGAUGUGAGGCGUGUUUUUGAGUUUCAGCUGUGACCAUAUCACGGGUUAAUCUCACGCUCGUGAUAUUUACAGAUGAGCCGUGAGAAGUGCAUUUUUACAGAUGAAUCUCUAAUCAGAAAAAUAAUACUAGAAUGCAUAAAAGAAUGAACUAAUGAUUAAGCAUGAGGAGAAGAAGUCCAAGGUUCACUUGAUGAAUCACGGCAUAACCUAUCAAUUGCAUCACAAUCUUGCUCUAAUAGUAAACCGAAGUACUAAUCACAUAAACGUAGACGGAGCCAGCAUUCAAACGAAAUAAAAAGCUCAAAUGAAUGCAAAGAAUCACAUAAGACUAAUGCAAAGCUCAUGCAAAGAAUCACAGAAGACAAAUGCUUCGAUUACCCUUUUCUAGAAUACAUCCACACAACAACCAUACUAAAAAUAGUUGCUAGCUUAACCACAAUGGGAACAUGAUUAGGACUCCUCUCCCAGCGCUCACAAAGACAAGAUGAAUCGCAUGCUUGGAAUGACGAUUAUGUAACUCAACAAGGCAAUAGCUCUCUCGACACGUGCAACUCACACCGGUUUUCCAAGUGAAAUGGAGUUUCACUUGAUGAAUCUCUAAUCAGACAAACAAUCUUGAAUAACAAUUCACGGCUGAAGUUAAAAGGGCAAGAUUUCAGUAACUUGCCUGGAAUUGAAGACUAAGAUUGCAGCUCUAUCACAAGAGAAAUUGAAUUCUGAAUCCAACGUGUAGUAUCUGAAAGAGUUACCAGAUCAAAGUCCCUACACAUAAUACAAAAAGUGAAAGUGAACUCACGUAAACAGCAAAAAUCAUAGACAGGUUACGAUUAAGGUGAUGCUAAUACUGCAGCUCCUUGUGGCAGUACAAAAGCAUCCUAGAAGAAAGAAAGGAUUCCUACUGUAUUAACCAUUACGUACUACGGAUGGGGCAUUAAGUAAUUCAGGCUAGCUUUUUUCCUAGUUCAUCUUCCAUUAUCCGCGAAUCCGAGACUCAACACUUCACCUGGGAUUUCACUAGCUAAAUGAACUUUCCGUGGAGCACUUUUGAACUAGAAUCCCCAGAAAAUUGACCAAGAUCCAACAUUUAGAUGGCUAGCAAUUCUAUUGUUCAGAGUCUACAAAGUUUCCAAUAUCUAUUUGAUCCUAAUUACUGCUCAAUAUCAUCAAGGAUCUCUAAAUUCAGCACAAUAACAAUCCAUAGUUUGCCCAUCGCUUUUCCCCAACUAAAAACAAUCAAAUCCCUAACCCACCACAGAAAUCCAAAAGCCACGCUCAAAAAGUUCAGAAAAGAGAAGAAGAAUAGCAAAAACCACCAAACGAAUUUUCAAAACCCAGAAAGUCAAUCGUCUUUUUUUACCUGAAGAGCGGACAAUCGCUCGGUGUAGAACUGCUCGACGGUAUCGGAAAGGCAAGUCUCGUUGAACUUGGAGCAGACUUUACCCUCAAUCAAGCAGCUCUGAAUCUUGUUCCAAUUCUUCCCUCCGGUGACCCGCUAAUCAACCCCUUCACUAUUGACAAUGAGACCCACCGCGAAAGAGCACAAUCAGCAGAGACCCGCCGCGAACCCAAUCUCACCGUUCCCGUCGCCGAUGCUCAACCACUUCAAUAUCGUCAAAGAGACCCACCGCGGAAGAGCAUAGUCCACAAUCGCGGAAGAGGAAACUUGAAACCCCUAAAUCUCUUUCUUCUCACAGCGUCGCCGUCGCAAUUACCCCUUGAUGCAGGCUCUCGACGAGCUCAAUCGUUUGCAAUCGACGAAGAGAUGCUCGCUCUCGUCGUCCCUUGCUCGCCGCCUUCACUGUCGUUGUCGGAAUCCGGCUCGCCGCAGUCAAAGAGAUGCUGCAAUCGACAAGCUUCUUCUACUCGUCGUCACCCACUGCUCGCCGUCUUCACUCGUCGUCACCCACUGCUCGCCGUCUUCACUGUCGCCGUCUUCACUGCUCGCUAGCUGCGUGGAGAGGAUCGAAGGAAGAGGAUAGAAGGAAGAAUGGUUUCGGCGGUGAGAAGAGGUGAGAAGAAUGGUUUCGGCCGUGAGAAGAGGUGUGAACCCAAAUAAUUUCAAGCAACCGGUUGUACCGGUUGUCCCAAACAAAUAAAAUAAUAUAUUAAUAAUUUAAAUAAAAUCUAAUGGUUGAUAAAGGUUGAACAUGAUCUAAUGGCUGUAAAUGUUUUAUAGCACCAAUACUAUAAAGCACACUAAAAUGCCUCCUGAUUCGAUAUGGUGAUGAUUCGAUAUGUGCUGCUACGGGCAAAUGGUUUUGCAGUCCGGACGACUUUUCCGAGAUGCAGCACGCAGCCUCAGGUGAUAUUGGACGUCAUACACGAGCUGGAUUGUUACCCAGCCGACGAAUUUCCGGGUGAUGGAUCGAUCUUGGUCUACGAAUAUGCUUCCUGUACUUUUGUUGAUGUUGUUGUCUCUGAUCGAUCAAAGUAGGUAGACAUUUUAAUAAAUCAUACGUGUAUGCGGUGAACAAAAUUUGUACUUCUCAUACCGCAUGCAUACAACAGAUCCCAGACUUGAUCUUCAUUCUCAAUAUAUAGUUAUCUUGUACUAUAGCUAGCUUAGCUUGAUGUCCAGCUCGUCGCCCAGAGAACAUUAAAAGUCAGAUUCCUUUUGGAAUGCACUAUUGACUAUACCAUACCACGAUGUUAUCGUUAUGAAUGCAUUUAUGUAUUUGGUUCUUAUCCUUAAUUAAGAGAGUGUCUUACAUAUAUACUAAAAUUAGGAUCCGGAUCAUGUCACUAACUUUAGUGUUAGUAAUUAUGAUUAACCUGUCCAUAGACGUAGUUUUUAGUUUGCAGCUCUCACUGAACCUCCAUAGGAGUAGAGUAAUUUAACUUAGUUUUCAUUCCCAGAAACCAUCAAUCAAACACCAUCGUUCGAACUUUAGUUGAAGAGGCAUGAGCCAUGUCUUAGUAAUCGUUGUCCAAAGAAUUCAAAAGUGCAAUCAAUCUAAAUUCAAAGCAAGUUUUCUCACCGGAAAACAAGAGUACAAAUAAAGGAGUUACGAUGAAGCUGCCACAUGAAUAGAAUUACGCCGUUUUAACUUCUGAUAGUCGUUUGGGACUUCAAACCUAAUCGUGCACAAAUGAGGAAUGACAUGUUUUUGUACACAAAUCGUGCCCAAAAAAGUGACCAUUCUUAACGAUUUUGACCACGCUUUUGUUCACAAAAUAUUUUUACGUAGAAACUUAAUAUUUUUGGCGGGCCUAAAAUGUAACGGUUUUUACACUUUGAUGCACGUUUUUUACUCACUACUGCUUUCGGCAUCGUGUGGUAGUGACUGUGAAAAAAAAAUACUCCUACUAAUUAGAUUUUGUUGGAAAAUGUUUAGUUAUAGAUUUUAUACCAUACAUUAAUACACUUUUCGAACUCAAGUCACUCAUAUGGUAUCGAAGUUCCGGACCAACUAGUUGAGAAAUCUUGACAUGACAUAAGAGCUUUCUAUGAUCGAGAGAUCUUUUGUUUGAAUUCAGACAACCCAUUCUAAGAUUAAGCAAACUUCAUGUCCAUAUUAGUAGCUUGAGUUUGAGGGGUUGUUGUAUAAGAUUCAGCAUUAAACUUAUUUCGACACUAAAGUUAAUUGAAAUUAACUGGAUUUUAAUAUAAUAUCAUAGUUUUUUGUGAUAAACAUUUCAAAUCCAUGUGAAAGGCUCCUCGUUUAAGAAACCGACUUCUAAUAAUGAAUUCUCUUUCAACGAGGGAGACAACUUUGGAAUGGAAUCUGCUGAAACCGGAUGCAGAAUCGAUGUUUCCGCCUUUCGUACGUUGAUGAAUAUCGUAAAAUUCGUAAGCUAUUAUGAAAGAUGAGGGUGCUGUCUAUCCUACUCCUAAUGAUAUAAUAUUGCAAGCAAUGAAAUUCUUCCAUCAACCAUCCGAAUAGGUGUGAGUUGGAAAUUUAUCAAUGUGCAUUUCACACACAUCAAUCACUCAUCAAUUACAAUUUUGAUUAUUUGAUGGAUGUUAAAUCGCGAAUUAACCACACACAUACUCACCCAUCCUUAUUUAAAUCCCAUUACAUAAGUGGCUUUCGUUUGAUAGGGAAGAGAUACGGUAUAAAUAUAAAACUACGAGUUAUUAUUUCAGCUGAGUUGUUUUAGUUUUCAUACAUGCUAGGUGGCGCGAUGCCGCGCCUUGUCGCGGGCGGAGAUGGUUUAUCAGCAUGUAUUAUGUGGUCCGUUAUGGUACUAAAAUAUAAUGUUCCAUCAAUAUUUUGAGGAUUUAUAUGCCAAAAAGAUAGACUUAAGUUAUUAAUCUAAAGAUCUAUUAAGUUAAGGUACCAAACUAUAAUUUGCUUAUGGAUAAAACCCAUCAAAUUUUACCCAUUUACCAUCUAUUUAGAUUUCAUACUCAACCCAAUUGAGUUGGACAAUAAAAUACCCAUGACAAAAAAAUUGAUAUCCUGCCAAAAUACUCCCAUAAAUGUUAGUGAACACCAUCACAAGAAAAGAACAAAAAUGUUACACGUAGGUUAGAAAAUUGAUUUCUCAAUUCAUCACGAUAGGUUGAUAAUUAUACAAAGUUGAUGGGUUGUAGAAAGAACGACAAUAUCUAAGAUUUGUAGGAGCCUCUUUUUUUAUGUAGAAAUGACAAUACGUAAGAUUAGUAGGGGCUCUUAUUAUUAUUUUUAAAUGUAUUUAAAUUAAAAUUAAACUUGAGGUAUCAAAAUGUAAAAUGUAAAAUGUACAUUAUAAUGACUAAUUGGUAAUUUUUUAGGCAACAAUAACUAGACUUAUAUACG